AUGGUACGCCGAGACACCAUUUCUUCAACCAAGACCACCACCAAGUCUAACUCGUCGCAGUCGUACGCUCUUCCCGCGCAGGGGCCCGAUCCUGAGCUCUACUAUGUCAAGCAGAACCGUAUCGGCAAGGGCUCGUUUGGCGAGGUGUUCCGCGGAUACGACCGGCGCACGACUCUGCCUGUCGCCAUCAAGAUCAUCGACCUUGAGAGCGCCGAGGAUGAGAUUGACGACAUCCAGCAGGAGAUCCAGAUCCUAGGCCAGCUCGACAGCCAAUGCAUCACGAGGUACUAUGGGUCGUUCCUCAAAGGCUCGCACCUCUGGAUCAUUAUGGAGUAUUGUGCCGGCGGCUCGUGCUCAGACCUGAUGAAAGCGGGGCCGUUCAAGGAGGAGUACAUUGCGAUUCUCCUGCGCGAGCUGCUGCGGGGACUCGAGUACCUGCACGGCGAGGGCAAGCUGCAUCGUGACAUCAAGGCGGCCAACAUUCUCUUGACAGCAAAUGGCGACGUCAAGCUGGCCGACUUUGGUGUGUCGGGCCAGCUGACGGCGACCAUGACGAAGAAGAACACGUUUGUCGGCACGCCCUACUGGAUGUCGCCCGAGGUCAUCAAGCAGUCUGGCUACGACCACAAGGCCGACAUUUGGUCUCUGGGCAUCACCGCCAUUGAGCUUGCCGAGGGCGAGCCACCUUACGCGUCGUUGCACCCCAUGAAGGUGCUCUUCCUCAUCCCCAAGAACGCUCCUCCCGAGCUCUCGGACCGCUUCUCAAAGCCAUUCCGCGACUUUGUCUCGCUGUGUCUCCAGCGCGACCCCCGCAACCGUCCCAGUGCAAAGGACCUUCUCAAGCACAAGUUUAUUCGCUCAGCACGCAAGGCGUCGUACCUUACCGAACUUAUCGAACGUCACGAAAAGUGGAAGGCCGAAGGUGGACUCGGCGCUGAGGAGUCGUCGCGUGACUCGGGGCCCCAGGAGCCCGGCUUUGGACCUUCAGAGGAUGACAUGUGGGACUUUGGAACGGUGCGGAACACACUACCUGCCACCGUCUCGCGGGCCAGUCGACCACUGCCUGCCCCCGGAGGACCCCCUCCUGCGGUGGGAGUGCCUACUCCGAUGGACCCGAACGCGAUCAGCAACACCAUGCAGCGUGCAGUUCCUCGACAGGACCCCGAGCACAUGGCGCCACAGAUGGCUCAGCACAUGGCGCAGAUGCAAAACGACCACUCUGCCGCCCACCAGCAGCUGCAGCAGCAACAGCUCCGUGACCAGCAACUCCGCGAUCAGCAGCUCCGUGAACAGCACUUGCGCGACCAGGCUCAGGCGUACCCAGCGGCUCAGUCACAGCCGCGCAACUCGGUCGGACAGCACCCCGCGUACGGUGCACCUGACCCCCAUGCCCAUGCCGCUCAGAUGGCACAACACUUGCCGCCCAACCUGCACCAUGCCGACCCAUUACUCGACGACGACGAGGACAGCAUGCUGGACAAUGUGAUCGUGCCAGCUAUUGCAAGUCUGCAGGCCCGCAUACCAAACGACGAGGCGGCGCGCGUCGUGCUCGAACGCCUGCGCCAGGCAUUCGACUCUUGUGAGAGGCAGAUCCCAGGCGUCACCUCGGCUUUUGUGCUCGAGAUUAUUGAGAAUGUCGAACAGGUCGACGAGCACUAG
This is a messenger RNA of Apiotrichum porosum, 1659 nucleotides long. It is a transcript of the gene SPS1, whose product is annotated as putative protein serine/threonine kinase. The transcript is spliced from 6 exons. The record is from RefSeq and is a predicted model, not a curated record. The coding region runs from base 1 to 1659 and encodes 552 amino acids. Gene Ontology annotation, biological process: protein phosphorylation. Gene Ontology annotation, molecular function: protein kinase activity; ATP binding. Lineage: Eukaryota; Fungi; Basidiomycota; Tremellomycetes; Trichosporonales; Trichosporonaceae.